This is a messenger RNA of Ilex paraguariensis (yerba mate), 846 nucleotides long. NCBI's taxonomy places the organism in Eukaryota, Viridiplantae, Streptophyta, Magnoliopsida, Aquifoliales, Aquifoliaceae. The record is from the annotation of a GenBank genome assembly.
AGAUGGCUUGGCAGAUUUUCCUUGUACCAAUGUUGCUUCACAAGACCUGAUGGCAACUCAAGCUAGCCUUAAAAAAGAUGCAACCCCUCUGCCACCAUCUAUCUCUCUCCCCACAAAAUCUUCCUUCUACAACAUGAGCCCUUCAAGAGAGAGGCAGGAAUUGCUGCCUCUUGAUCUUCAUCAGAACAUCCCAAAAGCAGCUCCCCUCAUGAGCGGCAAAAUGAUUGAAGAUGAGUGGUCCGUAAAGCAACCAAAGAGAGAUGGCUUUGACAGCUUGGAAAGCAUUGUGCGGAUUAAGGAAGCGGAAGCCAGAAUGUUCCAGAGCCGGGCAGAUGUGGCACGGAGGGAGGCAGAGGGUUACAGGCGCAUGGUUAGGAUGAAGAGUGAUAAAUUGGAAGAAGAGUAUGCUGAGAAGCUAUCCAAGCUGUGUUUGCAGGAAACUGAGGAAAGGCGCAGAAAGAAGCAGGAGGAGCUCAAAAAUCUGGAAAACUCGCAUUGCGACUAUUACAAGAUGAAGAUGAGAAUGAAAGCUGAAAUUGCAGGCUUGUUGGAGAGAAUGGAAUCCACAAAGCAGCAGUUGGUGUAGCCAUUUUCUUUCUUUCUUUCUUUCUUUCUUUAAUUAUUUCCAGUGAGAUUGGUUACAAUGAGAUGACAAUUGUUGUUCUUUGUGUUUAUUGCCUUUUCUGAAUUUUUUUUGGUUCUUCAAAUGGAAAUUGCAUGUUGCUUUUGCUGUACUAUUUUGAUAUUCUUUUCAUUUUCCUCUACCUUUCAACUAGUAGCCUAAAGUUCAAAUUGAUACUAGAUUAAAGUGGUCCAGGACAUAAUUUUCAAAUUUGGAAGAGCUUA